CCCCCCUCACGCUCGCUCCCUCACUCUGCCAGGCCAGUGUGGCGAGCGGCAGCGCACUCACUCACCCACGUACUUACUUACUUACUCGCUCAGUCACUCCAGGAAUGUUCUGAACAUGGCUGCCGGCAUGAAAGCGCACAAGAGCGGGCUGCUGGAGCUCCGGACCACCGCUGACCGCUGGGUGCGGGUUCUCGCCAGCCUCAGCGAAGAGACUCUAACGGUGAGUCCGGAGAAAGGCACUACAGAACCGCCGGUGAGCAGCAGCAGCAGCGGCAGUCCCGCCGCAACAGCGGGGACAGUGAACGGGGAAGCUGCACACUCGGGCUCGAGCUCUCCGAUCCCCGACUCGAUAGCCAACUCCAAGCGCACCGUGAGAGUCGUCAAGCAGGAUGUCGGAGGGCUGGGAAUCAGCAUUAAAGGUGGAAAGGAAAACAAGAUGCCCAUUCUGAUUUCGAAGAUUUUCAAAGGCCUAGCUGCAGAUCAGACAGAAGCUCUUUAUGUUGGUGAUGCCAUCCUUUCAGUAAAUGGACACGACCUAAGAGAUGCCACACAUGAUGAUGCAGUGCAGGCACUGAAGAAAACUGGCAAAGAGGUUAUCUUAGAAGUGAAGUACAUUAAAGAAAUGUCUUCAUAUUUCAAGAAUGCUUCACCUGGUGCCACAGUUCCCUGGGAUUCUCCGCCUUCAUCUCCCCAGAAACAGAGGGACCCCGCGUCCCCCACUCAAGGCAUGGGGGAGCUCAAAGACGGAAAAGCCAUUCAGCUAAAGAUGUGCCAAGUUUUCAGGAAGGCCUGUGCACCAGACACAGACAACAGGUACAUUGAAGUUAUUUCAGCUGAUCGCAAGUCAACCUUCUUCUUGCGGGCUAAAGAUUCAGCUAUGGCUCAGUCGUGGUACACAGCUAUUCAAGCAAAUGCCAGUGCCCUUCUCCCCCGCGUUAUAGAGGAACUGAAAAGUCUACAAGUGAACACAGAAGGAAAAGGAAUCAAACACAUUGGGUGGCUAAUUGAAAAGCCCUCUCACGGUGAGGAGAAGUCUGUGUUGGCCAUGUUAACGGAGAAGGAUCUGCUUUUUUACCAAAAAUUGCCAGACAGCAAAGAGGCAUUGAACAGCUCAGAGCACAGCCACCCACUAAUAGCCACCAGACUGGUACAUUCUGGGCCUGGCAAGGGCCCUCCUGGACUUGACUCAGAUCUUACAUUUGCGCUACGCUGCGGCACACGGCAGGGGGUGGAGACACACAUAUUCUCAGUGGAUACAGCUAAAGAGCUUUCCAUCUGGACAAGACUGCUGGUGGAUGGAUGUCAUAGUGCUGCUGAACUCAUCCAGGAAGUCACUGCAGCUUGUACCUGGAAUGGAAAAGACUGCAUAUUUGCCAUCCACAUCGACAAGGGCUUCACCCUUUUUACAGAAGACACAGGCCAUAGCAAGUUAGUUCUUUUUCACCAACCAUUUGAGAAGCUAAAGAUGUCUUCGGAUGAUGGAAUUCGUAUGAUGUACCUUGACUUUGGUGGCCCGGAGGGAGAAAUUCAACUAGACCUUCAUUCCUGCCCUAAAACCAUUGUCUUCAUCAUUCACUCAUUCCUGUCUGCCAAAGUGACGAGACUAGGCCUGCUUGCUUAGGAGCUUCACAGCGGAGGAACAUCUGAAAGCAUGCCCACCUCAGAGUGAAGCCCGUCUCAUGGGAAGCCUAGGAAUGGACUAAUACUAUGGAAAAGCCUUAAUUCACACGGUGCCUUUGAAUUGAUAUUUUCCACUGACUAAAUGGAUUGCAUACAACACAUGGAUAUGCAGUUUUUCCAGCUUCUAGAAUGAGGCGGGUAACACAGCUUUUCCAUCAAAUGUGAGAGAAACAAAAUACCCAAAUGACUGUCUGCCUAAUUAACACUAAAUCAGUGAUCUAAGAAAAUGUGACAUUUCAAAGUGUGCACUCUAGGGUCGCAAAGUGAAAGAGUGAAUUUUUACAUUGUCAAUUGAAUGAUUAUUUUGCUUACUGUUAAAUUCAUUCUGACACGCUAAAGCAAUAUUCAAGACGGUUUAUAAGAGGAAUAUGAGUCCUUUUUUUUUUUUUUUUUCUGAUGUCACUGUAGAGUAAAUUUCUUUGUGAAAAUCUUGAUGUACAGUAUGUGGCUUCUUUCUAAACUCUAGAUGACUGGCACUAAGUAGCCAUUGAUCAUUCACCAUAAACAGAUAUAUUGUACAGAAUAUGCAAACGAUCUGAAGAUUGUGGAUAAUUUACCUCACCACUGGGAGAUUUUAAUUUUCAUUUUUACUCUGAGGAGUAUUUCUAUUUGGUGCUUUGACCUCUGAUAUAAACAUAUGCAGUUUUGUUGUUUCAGUAUUCAGAAUUUAUGCUAUGGAUUAUGCCUAAUCAACCUUUGAAAUUGCAGUGUGAUUUAAAGAUCCAAUAAGAAAUGGCUCAAUAAGACAAACUGGCAGUAGUCUUUUAAAGAUUUCUUUGAGUGGUUAAUUAUCUUUUAACUGUUUGUAGACAUACAGUAAACUCUCUCAUAACAAAGGAAAUGCACAAAAGUCAUAAGAAAUUUGACAAACGAGAGGAGAACAUUCAGUCUGUCAAGCCCCCAUUUGUUUAGCUAAUAUCUUCCAGACAUAAUUAAAAUAUCCCUUUCUCUUUCUAGUUUGUCUAAUAUAAACUUUAAAAUAUAAACGCGUGAACACAUAGUGUACAGCACAACAAUAGCAAUAAUGACAAUCGGGACAUCCAAGCCAACUUCUGAGCCAGUGACACUUGAGCAACUUCCACUGGCAAUGGAGUCACGUGCUGCCAACAUUCAGUUCUUCUCCUUUUUGUUUUUAACAAUGUGAAACAUGUUUUAGUUAAAUAAAUUAAUAAACAAACAUACUCAUAAGUUGGUGUUUUGAUCUGAGAGAGUUUACUAUACACACACACACUAACUCCAUUUAUAAAUGAAUUUCUACUGUAAUUAUUUGUACAAUCUCCUUUCAGCUUGUACUCUUUACUAUGCACGAGAGCCUUUUCUCACUUUAAUUUUGUCUUCUAUGUUCUUAACUGAAAUUUAGUUUGUCAACCGCUGUCCUUGACAAUCAUGUAUAAAAGUGCCUUCCACUACUUUGCACAAAGAAACAAAUCGGCCAAUCACAGCACAGCUUAUGGAGUUUAUAGUUUUAAAAAAAAAAAAAAAAAGAUAUGAUACUACUGGUUAUGAUGAGUUGAUUUAUUUAAAAUAUAUAUUAAUAAUUUAAUCAGAAAUCUGCCUUCAUCCCUGUAACACUAAAAAGCAAAGGAAACAAACUUAGCAGCAUGCUACAUCUUGUUCAGAUUGUCAUUCUGCUUGUCACGUUUUAGCCUUGCCUAUGAUUGUGUUUACAUGUUUAAACUUCUUGGGUAUUUAUAAAGAAUUUUGAAAUCUAAAAUUAUUUUUUGCUUAUAUUUAAUUGAUUUUACAUUCAAGUGUCUCCUGUCCCUUGAAGAUGCAUGAGGAUGUAGUGUCAACCAUGAUUUUAUAAGUGUCUUUGUGAUUUGCCAUUUUUAAGUGUUCUCCCUAUGAGAAACAUACCAUAGUUUUUAGACUGGUGCUAUUUAAUAGUGAAUAUUUUUAAAAAGUGCGUUUCCAUAACAGUUGAGAAAACAAACCUUACCCUUGCUAGUUACGCACUGUGCUUAGAAUACUGGGUAAAAGGCUUCUUCCAGCAGUGUGAUGGCAUUUCCCACCAGCAGAGUGGGAAUGACAAAAUGUCAAAAGUGCACAAUUUCUUGUCUUGCAGUGGGACAGACGGAAAAUACGAGCUUCCAAGUAAGAACACCCUUUGAAAUGGCACCCAGAAAGACACUAAUACCGACAAUUUCUGAGUUGUGGUGUUAUGAUCUUACUUCAUUCAAUUAUAUGAAAGUUAUCCAGAAAUUAUACUUUUGUGAUAAAACUUUUUGUGCAGAUCAUGCCGCAUAUUAUUAUCAACUUAAGAGUUCUUCCAAAACAUCCAUCCAUCCAUUAUCCAACCUGGGUCAUGGGGGGUUUGCUGGAGCCAAUCCCAGCCAACACAAGAAACAAACCCCGGGCAGGGCGCCAGCCCACCGCAGGGCGCACACACUAGGGACAAUUUAGGAUCGCCAAUUCAUCUAACCCGCAUGUCUUUGGACUGUGGGAGGAAACCCAUGCAGACACGGGGAGAACAUGCAAACUCCACACAGGGAGGACCCGGGAAGCGAACCCCAGUCUCCUUACUGUGAGGCAGCAGCGCUACCACUGUGCCACCGUGCCGCCCUCCUUCCAAAACAGUCACCAGAAAUUAAAUGUGAACAGUGAAGUGGGAAGGGAGACGUCACAAGUGGCAUCCUUGAAAAUUGCCAUAGCACACCAACACCUAAUUAGUCAAGGGAAGGUAAGGGAAGACUUUGCCUGUUUAUUAGUGGGAAUAAACACCUGUGACAAUUCAGAAGUAAUAAUAAUAAUUAAUAAAUGUUUUCAUGUGGUAUGUUUCAUGCACUGCAGCACUAAGAGCUUUCGAGUAAGCAAAGCAGAGCAUUACAAAUCCCACCUGACUAACCUCCAUCACUUCCAGCUAUUUACCAAACACAUGCACACACUGACUCGCAUUCAGUUGGUCUGUUGAUUAACUUUUGACUCCCAUGCUCUCUGUUUCCCACUUUAUUUAUUUGUUUGUAAAUUAUUCUUCUUGCAAAUGUGUUUUGUAGUUUUUCUGUAGAUAUUAUUACAUGUCGUUGCUCUUCUGAAGUGUGAAUUCCACAUUUCCGUAAGCCUGUUUCUUUCUGUGUUGACUUUGAGUCAUGUCAUCUCUAGCUGGGUCUGCCUUUGACUUUAGAGAAACAUGGAGCCGUGCUGCUUGAAUGGCCAAGUGACUUUAAAGCACAACAUUGUAGUCCCACCACAGGAUCCCAGGGUUAUGCUGAAGCUGUUUUCUAAACCUGGCAAUCACUUCCACAUGGCAACGAUAAUAGUUUUCCUUUUGAAACUCUCUUUAUGAUGGUGCUAAUAAAAAUGAAAGCUCAUUGGUUGAAUCUGUUACCCGCAAUGUUGUCCAGUUUCCUACCUUGAAUCCAUUGCUGCCAGAAUGGAAUCUUGGCCCCCUGUGUCCGAUUUGAGAAUGAAUAACUGUUGCUUUGUUAGAUAGCUUGGAAACUGUAAAUUACCAUUCAGUGUUUUUGAACAAUUUCUCUUAACUAAGCCAGUCAUUCUUUGACAGAACUCCAAUAAAGGUGUGCUUUACAGUAA
This is a messenger RNA of Erpetoichthys calabaricus (reedfish), 5211 nucleotides long. RefSeq names its product syntrophin, alpha 1 (gene snta1). Bases 116 to 1621 code for a protein of 501 amino acids. Gene Ontology annotation, cellular component: dystrophin-associated glycoprotein complex; sarcolemma; neuromuscular junction. The transcript is spliced from 8 exons. NCBI's taxonomy places the organism in Eukaryota, Metazoa, Chordata, Cladistia, Polypteriformes, Polypteridae. The record is from RefSeq and is a predicted model, not a curated record. Gene Ontology annotation, molecular function: structural molecule activity; protein binding.